This is a messenger RNA of Haplochromis burtoni (Burton's mouthbrooder), 1113 nucleotides long. RefSeq lists its product as uncharacterized. The record is from RefSeq and is a predicted model, not a curated record. Lineage: Eukaryota; Metazoa; Chordata; Actinopteri; Cichliformes; Cichlidae. The coding region runs from base 31 to 1113 and encodes 360 amino acids. The transcript is spliced from 2 exons.
AGCACUGAAACCUUAGAAACAACCACAGCGAUGGAGGACACACACCCAUUUGAGCGAUUCAUAGAUUUUUACUUUGAGCUUGGACUAAACUAUAAAGACAUUAAAACUGUGCUUUGCAUUAGACACAGUUUUCAUAUAAGCGAAAGACAUCUGAAGAGAGUUCUUAGCGCAAGGGGACACACUCGCCACAAAGCGUACUCUGACCUGGCCGUCUUGGUUGAAUUUAUAGACAACCAAUUGCAGUACUCUGGGCAGCUUCACGGAUACCGAUGGAUGUACGCUAAAUGCAGGGAACAUGGACUACGCGUGAGGAAAGAGGAUGUGCGCUUGGUUUUGAAGGAGCUGGAUCCCCGAGGCGUCGCACUGAGGCAAGCAGUACGUUUCAGGCGGAGGAACUAUUUUUCAAAAGGGCCGAAUUUCAUCUGGCACAUGGACUCCUACGACAAACUGAAGCCAUAUGGCAUCUGUAUCAAUGGUAGUAUUGACGGUUUCUCGAGAAAAAUAAUCUGGCUUAAUGCAUACACAACAAAUAGUAAUCCGAAAGUGAUCGGGGGGUAUUACAUAGAAGCGGUGCAGCGUUUAAAGGGCUGCCCUAGAGUUGUGAGGGGCGAUCUUGGAACUGAAAAUGGCCAUGUUAGAGGCUUUCAGCGUUUCCUUGUGCCCGUGGCUCCUAACGACACCCCUGAGAGUUACUUGGAGGGAGCAAGUACCGCCAAUCAAAGGAUUGAAUACUGGUGGCGUUUUCUUCGCAGCCAGUGUCUGGAGUUCUGGUUAUCCUUAUUUGCAGACAUCAGAGACAACGGGUACUUUGAUGGUGGGUUUCUGGACAAAAACCUCCUUCAGUUUUGUUGCAUGGGACUCAUCCAGGAUGAGCUGGAUGACACUGCACAGGUUUGGAAUACACACUCCAUCAGGCCAUCAGCAAACAUCAAUAUCCCCAGUGGUCGACCUAAUGUAAUGUAUACAUUACCUGAGCUCUACGGGACAAGAGACUUCCUUUGCCCCACUGAAGAAGAACAUGUUGAAAUGUGUAAAACUGAGUGUGUUUUUCGACUGACCAAACCAUGUGACCCCGAUGUAUAUGAACUGUGCAAUAUCAUCAUGACUGAGUAA